CUCUAAGAAAACCUUUGGGCGUAGCGAUAAGAUUCAUUUCACAAAAGAGAUCUACAUCUCAUUCAUAUGAAAACCCCUAUCAAAAUUAUUUUUCUUGCACAGAGCUAGUGAGAAAUACCAACAAUGGAAGACCCUAAAGUUGCCCAACCCACACCUCAGACCCUACCUCCACCCACACCUCAGACCCUACCCCCACAGAGCAAGAAGAGACCUCUCGAACAAAACUUAUCCAACUUUAAGAAUUCUCCUUAUUACAAGAUGCGCGCUGUUCUUAGAGAUCUUCGACCCCAUUUCAUAGAGGUGCUCAAGACUCCCAAUUUUCGAAAUUGCAAGGCAGCUGAUGAAAUUCGUCAAGGCAUGAAGGAUAUGAUGGAUUUGUACAAAGAAAUGAUGUCCGAAUCCAUCAAACUGGAGAAGUGUAAUAAUGCGCCAAGCAACAUUGAAGAUGAACAGAAUCUCAAAGAGCAUCAAAAACGUGCCAAAUUAUCGGAAAAUUCUACACCAGAAACAUUGAACAGGCCUUUAGACCAUCAGGCCCAAGGAGGGUCAUAUGUUGUUGGUGGUUCGGCUUUUGGUUGGAAUUUUGUCACAUUUCAGGGAAGUAAAUCCGUCUAUUAUGGUCGGACAAAAGAGUCAUUCCGAGCUGCUAACCCUCUCUGAAGGAGGGGCUGCAUUUCCCAUAGCUGCCCCCAUUGGUAUAGGCCUGUAUCUCUCAAGAAGAAAAAUCUCCAAGAAUUCUUCUGUUUUCUGUAACAUGAACUAGACAUUUGCUGGACAUUGUCUUUUGUUGAAACUGUAAUGGUGAUGCCUGAAAUUGAUUCAUGUGUAUUCUUCCUCCAAAUCCCAAAGAGAGAAAAUUAUGGUGGAUGUCAUCAAUCUAUGUUUCUUAGUA
This is a messenger RNA of Olea europaea var. sylvestris, 892 nucleotides long. RefSeq lists its product as uncharacterized. The record is from RefSeq and is a predicted model, not a curated record. The transcript has 3 exons. Lineage: Eukaryota; Viridiplantae; Streptophyta; Magnoliopsida; Lamiales; Oleaceae. Bases 124 to 660 code for a protein of 178 amino acids.